AUGGGGAGACAAGCGCUCUCGUCAAUUGCCAUCCUCCUUCCUCUCAUCACAGCCACCGCAAAUGCGGUCUCGGAAGCCCCGCGACCGCGUGGUGUAGGCCCCGACUUUGCAAAGUACUAUAAAGACGCAACAUCCUUCACGUGUAUCUCCAACCCCGAACUCAAGCUCGAUGUCUCCCGCAUAAAUGACGAUUACUGCGACUGCCCCGACGGCAGCGACGAGCCCGGCACCUCCGCGUGCUCAUACAUCUCUCCUCUCUCACCAAAGCAACCUUCACGCUAUGGCGCCACUAAAAUCAACGCCUCCCAAGCCCUGCCAGGUUUCUACUGUAAGAACAAGGGCCACAUAGCGAGCUACGUGCCCUUUACGAACGUCAACGAUGGCGUAUGCGACUACGAGCUAUGCUGCGACGGUAGCGACGAGUGGGAAGGCGUUGGCGGCAUAAAAUGCGAGGACCGGUGUGCAAAGAUUGGCAAAGAGUGGAAGAAGCAGGAUGAGGCGCGGCAAAAAGGUCUGGGCAAUGCGAACAGGCGGCGGAAAGAGCUCGUUGCCGAGGCGGAGCGGCUGAGGAAGGAGGUUGAGGACCGGAUCCAGACGCUGCAGGCUCAGAUCAAGGGCCAGGAGGUGAAGGUGGAGGCGUUGAUAAGGACAUUGGCUGAUGUGGAGAGGUCGGAGAAGGGCAAGGUGGUGAGGGGUGCGGGAAGGGAGGGAAGUUGGGCUCUGAGGACAGUCAAAGAUGAGAGGGAUGCGGCGAAGUCGAAGAUGGGAGAGCUCGAGGCUAUCCUCAAGCGUUUCAAGGAGGAGUACAACCCCAACUUUAACGACGAGGGUGUCAAGCGCGCGGUCAAGGCUUGGGAAGACUACGCAGCUUCACAGCCUGUAGAAGAAGACAACUCUGCCCGCGACCGUGAUCUCGAAGAUCUCUUGAACCCUUCCUCCGAAAGCGCCAUUAAGUGGGACGACUUCGAUACCGAGGAAGAGUCCGAUGUCGAGCUUCUCUACAAAUUCGAAGAAUACCUCCCCACCCCCGUCCGCACCUGGGUCGACGAAAAACUCCGCGCCCUCCGAAUAACCCUCAUCGAAAACGGUAUCCUCGCCGACCCACACACCGACUCCCCGGAAAGCAAACGCGUCACCGACGCCCGCGACCAGCUUUCCUCCGCCCAGCGCGACCUCGACAACGACCGCAACGAGCUGACCAAGCACAACGAGGACCUGACCAAAGAGUACGGCCCGGACUCCAUUUUCCGUGCUCUCAAGGGCGUGUGCGUGAACCAGGAUAGCGGGGAGUACACGUACGAGCACUGCUUCCUGGACAAGACGACGCAGAAGCCUAAGAAGGGUGGGGGCCAUACUGGUAUGGGCAAUUUCGUGCGCAUUGAGAAGAUAACGGUGGAUGAUGAUCUGCCUGCCGAUGGGAAGGGGCUUGGUAGUGGGGAACGCUAUGCGUUGAAGUACGAGAAUGGACAGCACUGCUGGAAUGGGCCGAAUAGGAGUACGUUGGUCGUGCUGGCGUGCGCGGAGAAGGACGAGAUUUGGAAGAUUGUCGAAGAGGAGAAGUGUGUGUAUAGGAUGGAGGUGGGUACACCAGCGGUGUGUGGUGUGAAGGAGGGACAUCAGACUGUGCUGCCGGCGCACAAUGAGCUGUAG
Molecule: messenger RNA, 1650 nt
Organism: Didymosphaeria variabile
Lineage: Eukaryota; Fungi; Ascomycota; Dothideomycetes; Pleosporales; Didymosphaeriaceae
Exons: 4
Coding region: 1-1650 (549 amino acids)
Biological process (GO): N-glycan processing
Cellular component (GO): glucosidase II complex
Source: RefSeq, a predicted model, not a curated record